Molecule: messenger RNA, 870 nt
Organism: Magnusiomyces paraingens
Lineage: Eukaryota; Fungi; Ascomycota; Dipodascomycetes; Dipodascales; Dipodascaceae
Exons: 1
Coding region: 1-870 (289 amino acids)
Molecular function (GO): 2 iron, 2 sulfur cluster binding
Source: RefSeq, a predicted model, not a curated record
AUGCCAGUUAUUCCAAUAACCAGCGAUGAGCACUUUGCCUCGCUUGCAUCAACUGUGGAUCCUUCGACCCUCGUUGUUAUUUACUUUCACACUCCCUGGGCUGCCCCAUGCGCCCAAAUGAACUCUGUUUUCCAAUCUCUAUCAGAUGCACAUGCCUCUCCGUCAGGAACACCUACUCCUUCUGCUAUUUUCCUCUCAGUGAAUGCUGACGAUUUCCCUGAUAUUUCUGAAUCUUUUGACGUCUCUGCAGUACCUUAUUUUGUGCUUGUUCGCGACGCCACAAUCCUCAAGGAACUUUCCGGUGCAGAUCCCAAGGAACUUGCCACCGCCAUUGAAUCUCAACUUGCUGGAUCGUCUGCUGCACGAUCAGUCGCUGGAAAUGUGGCUGGCCAAGGCUUGCAAUCUGCUUCUGGCUCUGGAGUUGCUGGUUCCAAUGCUUCAACACCUUCUACAGCAACGGCUGGAUCUGCCUCUUCAGCUGGUGCUGCAACUGGCCAGGAAAAAACACAAGGUGGCAACACUGCUGAAGCUGAGGAACACGAAGAAACAGAAGCUGAACUGAAUGAACGCUUGUCUAAGCUGGUCAGUGCUGCUCCUGUCAUGCUUUUUAUGAAGGGUACACCCGCCGCCCCAGCGUGCGGCUUUUCGCGCCAGAUGGUCGCUCUGCUGCGCGAGAACCAAGUUCGUUUUGGAUUUUUCGAUAUUUUAAAGGAUAACAGUGUUCGUCAAGGCCUCAAGGCCUUUUCAGACUGGCCCACAUACCCUCAGCUUUACGUCAAUGGCGAGCUUCAGGGUGGUCUUGACAUCAUUAAGGAGUCUCUUACUGAAGAUCCGGACUUUUUCAAAACUGCUUUAGAACAAGCUUCUUAG